UCGCCAUGCCUUCGUCUCUAGGAGGGGUGGAGUCGUGGAGGAGCAGCCACCAGCCGCCUCCCUGCGCAUGUGCACAGCGGGGCCGUCACGUUGAACAGCUCGGUCCAAUGAGCACCAGCUCUCCAAACACAGAUUUGUAAGAUGGCGACCGCCGAACCGGAGACCAGCCCAAGUCCAACCCAGCGUGACGAAGAUGCAGCUGAGGAGACUGGACAGGAGAUAGUGAGCCCAGAGGCCUAUAUCAAACACCCGCUCCAGAACAGAUGGUCUCUCUGGUUCUUCAAGAAUGACAAGAGCAAAACAUGGCAGGCCAACCUGCGACUCAUCUCUAAAUUUGACACAGUUGAAGAUUUCUGGGCCCUCUACAACCAUAUUCAGUUGUCAAGCAACCUCAUGUCAGGCUGUGAUUACUCUCUUUUUAAGGAUGGCAUCGAGCCCAUGUGGGAGGAUGAAAGAAAUAAGCGUGGUGGACGCUGGCUGAUCACACUUAACAAGCAACAGAGAAGAUUAGACCUGGACCGCUUCUGGCUGGAAACGCUCUUGUGCUUAGUCGGAGAGGCCUUUGACGACUACAGCGAUGAGGUGUGUGGAGCUGUGGUCAACAUCCGCACAAAAGGAGAUAAAAUAGCGGUGUGGACAUCAGACUAUGAGAAUCGGGAAGCUGUAACGCACAUAGGGAGAGUUUACAAGGAGCGCCUGGGGAUCCCCAUGAAGAUGACUAUUGGCUACCAGUCUCAUGCAGACACAGCCACCAAAAGCGGCUCAACCACCAAGAACAAAUUUGUUGUCUGAGAAAUGCCCCACGUGCCUUCGUCAGUUUUCUGGUCUCUAUAUUUUCUCGGUGCAUAUGUUUACUUUGCUGCAGAGACUGUGCGUUAUGCAAUCUGGAAAGAACCCAUUUCAAGACUACAUACCAAAAAAUGGCCAUAACCUGCCUGAGACUUAAACCACAAGGAAAAUCCACCGGAAAAUGGAUGACCAUACAUCUUCCAAAACACUAAUGAUGACAGGUAUUAAUAAUAGCAGAGGAGGUAAAGUGUGCCACGUGCUCUUAUAAAGAAAUUAUGUUGAUUUUUUUUUUUUUUUUUUUAAUGGCAGGGAAUAUUGAAAUGCAAAAAAUGUAUAUUUCUCACCCCUUUUCUACAGCAUGAUUGGUUUGCUGUAAUCCUUAAUGAUAUUAAACCCUUUUAAUUUAUUGUAUCAAUUUGCCUGCAUAUUAUUAGAUUUUUAGACUUUUGUUUUAUGCUUAUUUGCCUUGAAACAUUGCACGUAAUCAACUUUUUCAGAGCCUUUCAUGACUCAGAUAUUCAUUUGAGUGUUAAUAUAAUUAAAAAAAAUGGUUUUGCAAUUCAGUUGUAGCUGUUAUAGUGUGGAAUACUUUUUUUGCAGCCUGUAAUUUGUACAUUCCUGUGUCAGAAAUGAUUCAAUAUUUCACUUGCAAUGAUAGUUUACUGCAGGGUAUCAAUUUAGUAGUGACUGCAUUUUAUCUGCAUUGCAAUGGAAAGGAACACAAAUGAGGAAAUCUCCAAAUAAACUUUUUGUGACUUGA
Messenger RNA from Myripristis murdjan (pinecone soldierfish), 1549 nucleotides. It is a transcript of the gene eif4eb, whose product is annotated as eukaryotic translation initiation factor 4eb. Gene Ontology annotation, cellular component: cytoplasm; eukaryotic translation initiation factor 4F complex. Gene Ontology annotation, molecular function: RNA 7-methylguanosine cap binding; translation initiation factor activity. Lineage: Eukaryota; Metazoa; Chordata; Actinopteri; Holocentriformes; Holocentridae. Gene Ontology annotation, biological process: translational initiation. The transcript has 7 exons. The record is from RefSeq and is a predicted model, not a curated record. Bases 142 to 792 code for a protein of 216 amino acids.